GUUCAGUCAGUUGGUCGUCGACCGCCGAGCGCUCCGCACGCGAUCUCCUCUCCUAUAGCAUCCGAAACUCGCUCACAUGGACAACUUUGAAAUCGUAGAAUUCAACUCUUUGAGUGAAACCGUACAGAGUUUAAUAAAGGAUGCCGUAGAAAUCCGAAAAAAGGCCUACUGUCCAUACUCCAACUUCGCCGUGGGCGCCGCCAUUCUCACCGAGAAAGACUCCAAGGUCUACACGGGAUGCAACGUCGAGAACGCAGCCCUAGCUCCGACGAUAUGCGCGGAGCGGGCAGCCCUACCCAAAGCAGUUGCAGAUGGCUACACGAAUUUCAAGAUGGUGGCUGUGGUUGCUCACCAACAGAACUUCACGGCCCCUUGCGGCUUCUGCAGGCAGUCGCUCAGCGAGUUCGUCUCGACGGACGGUGAUACUGACGUUUAUCUUAGCAAGCCGACCAUGGAUAAAGUUUUAUCCACCAAGUUGUCAAAACUACUACCGCUUUCGUUUGUCAACUUCCAAAAAGACAAUGUAAUCACGUAGACUAGUGUUAGUGGUAGUGGUAGGGUGUGAGUGACGAUGUCGUCGAUUAGUUAAAGCUGGAGGCCCACUGCGGCGCACACGCUACGCGCGGACGUGACUAUAAGGAGCGUCCAAAUAAGAUGAAUGCGCAGCUAACGCUAACUUUUAUUAAAGGAUCGGGAUCGCUAACUGCCCGUGUGCAAUUGAGCAACAGUGGGCAUCCGGAUUUAGGCCUCCAUAGACAAUCAACUUUAUUACAGUCCAUGGGUCUAUGGGCGGCUUAAAAGAGUGGGACUUUGAGUACAUUCAAUUAAAGAUAUCAGGCCAAACCUGCAAACAAACUUCUAUGUACAUACGGAUUACGG
Cydia strobilella is the source of this 879-nucleotide messenger RNA. RefSeq names its product cytidine deaminase-like. The record is from RefSeq and is a predicted model, not a curated record. Gene Ontology annotation, cellular component: cytosol. Gene Ontology annotation, molecular function: zinc ion binding; cytidine deaminase activity. Bases 77 to 535 code for a protein of 152 amino acids. The transcript has 2 exons. NCBI's taxonomy places the organism in Eukaryota, Metazoa, Arthropoda, Insecta, Lepidoptera, Tortricidae.